Messenger RNA from Nyctereutes procyonoides (raccoon dog), 3324 nucleotides. RefSeq names its product allograft inflammatory factor 1 like (gene AIF1L). Bases 120 to 572 code for a protein of 150 amino acids. The transcript is spliced from 6 exons. Gene Ontology annotation, biological process: ruffle assembly; actin filament bundle assembly. Lineage: Eukaryota; Metazoa; Chordata; Mammalia; Carnivora; Canidae. The record is from RefSeq and is a predicted model, not a curated record. Gene Ontology annotation, cellular component: ruffle membrane; actin filament. Gene Ontology annotation, molecular function: calcium ion binding; actin filament binding.
UCCCUCCGCCCCGCCGUCCCGCCGCCACACGCCGCCGGAGCCCGGACCGCGCGCCCGUCCUCCUCGUCGUGCGUCGCCGCGGCCGCCGGACCCGCGCCGGCGGGAGCCCCGGGCUCACCAUGUCGGUCGCGCUCAGCAACAGGUUCCAAGGAGGGAAGGCGUUCGGCUUGCUCAAGGCCCGGCAGGAGCGGAGGCUGGCGGAGAUCAACCGGGAGUUUCUCUGUGACCAGAAGUACAGUGAUGAAGAGAACCUGCCGGAAAAGCUCGCGGCCUUCAAAGAGAAGUACAUGGAGUUUGACCUGAAUAAUGAGGGCGAGAUUGACCUGAUGUCUUUAAAGAGGAUGAUGGAGAAGCUCGGAGUCCCCAAGACCCACCUGGAGAUGAAAAAGAUGAUCUCGGAGGUGACAGGUGGGGUCAGUGAUACCAUCUCCUACCGAGACUUUGUGAACAUGAUGCUGGGGAAGCGGUCGGCUGUCCUCAAGCUAGUCAUGAUGUUUGAAGGAAAAGCCAACGAGAGCAGCCCCAAGCCAGUUGGCCCCCCUCCAGAGAGAGACAUUGCCAGCUUGCCCUGAGGACCCCCGUCUGGACCUGCCCCCGUUCCUCCCUCCCGAUCUUGCUGACCUUGAUUCAUUGUGAUUUGUCUUAUUUGUUUUGUUUGGUCAUCGUGCGUCUGUUUAGUUUUCAAUCAGCAGAAUCAGUGAUCUCUUUGUAAAGCACAAAUUUUCUGCCUUAAAGGGGCUCUGGGCCAGGGAAUUCUGAGCCUUGGGGACCCUCCCUCUUUUCUCUUCCCUCCUUCCCCCUUCCCUGUACAGAAGGGCUGACAUCAAACCAAAAACUGAAGGGAGCAGCCAGGACGGGGAGGCUGGAAGAUGGUGAGCCUCAUGCUUGGCACUGGCACAGUCCGUCCUUCCAGGGUCCCCGAGCUAAGUCCAGGCUCGCUGGCCUGGCCCUGGUGAGAACCACAGCCCACUUGCAGAAGAUCCUGGAAUGGGAACUAGGGUUUCCUCUUGGGCUGUCUAGGGCGUGGCCACUCACCCUCCUCCCCCAGUCCCCACUUCUUAUCCUCACGGAGGUGACAGAAGCAGAGGAGAGGGGCUUGGUAGUCUGAGCCAUUCAGGAAGGUUCCAGAAGAAAUCCUCUGGCCUUGGCUGCAGCCACAUCUUUAUAGGCAGCUCGGAGGGAAAGUGUAGCCCUCCUGUCCUUUGCUGGGGCAGCAAAGGGCUUUGGGGGGUAGAAGGGAGGCCAGGGGCCUUGGGAGGGGCAUCUGUUUGGUCUGGUGCCACCUUUCGGGGUGGGGGGGAUGCUGAGGAUAACAGGAUAAGAGAAGGAGGCAUAGAAUGCCCAUGGCAAAAAGUCAGCACCACUAAUUAGCCAAGAGCUGAGAAAUAGGUUGCCUUUCUGACCCCAAUCUGCUUGAAAGCUGACCGUGCCCCACCCCAUUUGCCUUCCCAUUCAUUUAUUCAUGCAGUCACUCACUCACUCACUCACUCAUUCAACAGGUAUUGACCACCUAUUAUAAGCUUUAAGUCCCCCCACUUUGUCCUGACAUGUGCUUUGCCCUCUAACCCAUCUCUCCAUUUCCAAUCACCUAAAACCUUGCCCUUGGGAAUUGGAUUGGGGUCCCUUAUAAUGGACUCCCAAGGUUCGAGAGCCCUGAUCCACUCUGUAGGUUAGCUGGACGGGUCCUCUUAUUUCACAGGUGAGAAAACUGUGGUGCUCACAGGGAUUAAGUGCCUUGCCAGGGGGUUAGUUGGGAGACGGAAAUUUGGACUGGAACCCAGGGGUUCAGAUGCCGUGCCCAUGCCUCAUCUCUGCUCUGGGCUGGUUCAGUGUUGAAAACGAGGGAAGGGACGGGGAGGGGUAAUUCCUAGGUCGAUACUUGGGGGAGGCCCUGGGCCAGGACUCACCCUUCCCGGGACCUCCACGUCAGCACCAGGGCUUGGGUAAGGGCCAGGCUGCCUUGGCCGUUCUGCCCUCCCUAGAGCUGCUCCGCCAGGCCACUUCCCAGAACUCACACAGGAAGGUGUCACCCUCAGCCCCUCCUUGGCUGAGCAGAGACCCCAGCCUUGGCCCCAUCUGGUUCUGGUGUCCCUUACCCUGCCCACUCAGGACUUGGAUGCGCUCAUCCAUUGAUUAUAUUCAUUAGGCUAUGGGCCAAGAGCGAAGAACCAGGUAGUGAACUGGACAGACUCCUAGAGUUUUCAUCUAGUGGGGGAAGUCAGAACCAGAGAACCACCAGGGAGAUGAAUGUUAAGAAAGAGGGGACUGUGGGGUGACUGCACUGCAAGACUGAGCAAGAGUCUUGGAGAAGCCCUUGCCCAACAUCUGGGUGCUGCUGGAGGUGGGAGUCCGUGUGGGCUCCCCGAGGCUCCUUAGUGACUCGUAAUCAAGGGCCCAAGGAGUUGCCCUUGCAGCAGCUUGAGGAGUGAAGAAGGUAGGGGGAAUGAGGAAAUGCCCAGGAUUAAUCGUGGAUAAUCCUGGUUAACCACCAGGUUAAUCUGGUCUCAACCAGUUGAGAAACAAGAUUAUUUGGCUAUGACUGGCUGAUCUUUAGCCCAAGGAGCUGCUUCAAAUGCACAAGCCUAGUUGAAGUUUAAACCCCAGCAAAACAGUUCUCCCUGUAAGUGUAAAACUCACCCCACCACCCCCACUGUCUCCCUCUCCCCCCAGAUCGUUAGAGAAACAACUGCCCGUCCCUACCCCUUCCCGCUGGCCUCCUUCUCUGGGACAGGCUGAGACCUUUGAGCAAGGUAAUACCUUCCCUCACUAUCCAUUAUAGUCAGUGUACCUGUUCCUCACUCAGGGACGAGGGCAGAAGCAACCGGGCUUGUUUCAGCAGGUUCCACAGUUAACAAGACUGUAGGAAGCCUUCUUUGAGGGAGGGACACGGGUGGGUGUGUCCCCAGCUUCCGGAGAGGGCAGGAAAGACAGUUCUCCAUUGGAUGAGGAGUGUCCUGGGAAACAUCACCAGUUCCUCCACCAUUUAUUAGCACUCAAUUCCUGGUGGGAGAGGGGCUUAAAAGUGGUCCCUGGAAAGGAGGGUCUGCAUAUAUUUCAGAUUGUGGCUACCGGCUCUCGGACUUACUUCCCUGGCCAAGGCCUCAGCUUCUUAGAACUUCAGCUUGUCUUCUUUCUGAAAGAACCAAAUCUGACUAACUGCAACCAGCAACGCGGGGACCGUCAAGCACGGCUUUGUCCCUAGACUCGAAAGUUUGCCGGGCACGUUCAGGUGGAUGGAGUAUGUGAGCGUGUGUGUGCACGUGAGUGCGUGUGGCACUGGAUGUCAUCUCUACAGACUAGAAAUAAAACAGACAGACUUACCAA